Messenger RNA from Guyanagaster necrorhizus, 660 nucleotides. RefSeq lists its product as uncharacterized. Bases 1 to 660 code for a protein of 219 amino acids. The record is from RefSeq and is a predicted model, not a curated record. Gene Ontology annotation, cellular component: respiratory chain complex III. The transcript has 5 exons. Gene Ontology annotation, biological process: mitochondrial electron transport, ubiquinol to cytochrome c. NCBI's taxonomy places the organism in Eukaryota, Fungi, Basidiomycota, Agaricomycetes, Agaricales, Physalacriaceae.
AUGGCGUUCUCGACUACACUAUACAAUACUUUCUUCAAGCGCAACAGCAUGUUCGUCGCCACCGUAUUUGUUGGGGCAUUCGGAUUCGGUAUUGGGUUCGACGCUGCCUUGGAUUCUUUCUAUGACCGCUGGAACAGGGGGGUACGUGUUCGCUGUUUCUAUUCACUCCUUUACAUCAACUCAACCCGACGUAGAAACAAUGGAAAGAUAUUCGUCAUAAAUACGUUGAAGCUGCUGAAGAAAUUGGAAUCCCUUGACGAAUGGGGAGCUGCUCAUUGGUGGGAGCGGGAGAAACCGGCUCGCUCUUGUCCGUCCAACACUGUCACAGACCUGAGUCGAUAUCUACGUUUUGCUCUUCUGUUCGCAGCCGAUGAUGUUCUUUUAAAUCAUCUCUGGUCGCCCAUCGCCUUGUGCGUGAACAAAAACAUCGCUUGUUCGCGAAUUCUGCCGUUUCUCUCCCGAAUCGUUCACCGUCUUGGCUAUGAUAGAGCAUCGUUGCAAAGGAUCUUGAAGCUUUCACCUUGGGAGCCCAGCGUGCAUGGCAUCCAUGAUUCAGUGCAUUUCAUUUCGGGAGCUUGCUCUAAGACGGUGCGAUCCGAUAUAUUCAUUUGCGUUUUCGAGUUCAUAUCAGCUUCGGAGUGUGAAAGAACCACGCUAUGA